Messenger RNA from Schistosoma spindalis, 441 nucleotides. The record is from the annotation of a GenBank genome assembly. NCBI's taxonomy places the organism in Eukaryota, Metazoa, Platyhelminthes, Trematoda, Strigeidida, Schistosomatidae.
AUGGAACAAGUAUUGGAAAGAUACUUAUAUCAUUGGAACGGUAUCCAUUUAAUUGUUAUUAUUACUGUUGGAAUGUCCUCUCAAAGAGAUAGUGUAACUCCUUAUGAUCUCGAUGAAGUUUCCUUGAAUCCAUCUAAGAACAACAAUAAAACAUCUAAUCAUAAUGAUUCUGAAUUUCUCAAUACUGGAUUUACUUUAAUUGGUUAUACAUUUCUACUUCAAAUUAUUUUACAUAUCAUGACAUUUUUAUUGAAUAGUCUCUCUUAUCGUUAUUUGGAUACAGCUAGUUUAGGCUUAGUCAAUGUACGACUUGGUUUAUUUUAUUCAACAUUAAUAUUUACUUCAAGAGAAGCAUUUCGUCGUGCAUGUCUUAGUCGUGGUGGUCAAGUAGUCAAUAAAAAUCAACUGAAUCAUUGUCAAAUGCAAAUGUUACUACAAUAA